GUGUCCGAAAAAAUUUCCAAACUUGGAAAGGAAGGGGGAGGGAGGGUGGAUGGGGAGGGCGGAGGUAUGCAGACAGAGAGUCAGAGUUUCCCUUGAAAGCCUCAAAAGUGUCCACGUCCUCAAAAAGAAUGGAACCAAUUUUAGAAGACAGCCCCUUGACCACGUCCCUCUCCCCACCCCCUUCGCUCCCUCCUUUGCGCCCCCGCAGUCUCCUCCCAGAUGUGGCUACCCCGGGCCCCCAGCCCCAGCCCUCUCAUUGGUGGAUGCGCUUUUAGAAGCACCCUCGGGCCAGAGAAACUUUUGCCGUAUAAAUAGGGCAGAUCCGGGCUCUAUUAUUUUAGCGGCAGGAGGUUUCGGCUAAGUUGGAGGUACUGGCCACGACUGCAUGCCUGCGCCCGCCAGGUGAUACCUCCACCGGUGACCCAGGGGCUCUGCGACACAAGGAGUCUGCAUGUCUAAGUGGUAGACAUGCUCAGCUUUGUGGAUACGCGGACUUUGUUGCUGCUUGCAGUAACUUCGUGCCUAGCAACAUGCCAAUCUUUACAAGAGGCAACUGCAAGAAAGGGCCCAACCGGAGAUAGAGGACCACGUGGAGACAAGGGUCCAGUAGGCCCACCAGGCAAAGAUGGUGAUGAUGGAAUCCCAGGCCCCCCUGGCCCACCUGGUCCUCCUGGACCCCCUGGUCUUGGCGGGAACUUUGCUGCUCAGUAUGACGGAAAAGGUGUUGGACUUGGCCCUGGACCAAUGGGUUUGAUGGGACCUAGAGGCCCUCCAGGUGCAGUUGGACCCCCUGGUCCUCCAGGUUUCAGUGGAGCUGUUGGUGAGCCUGGUGAACCUGGUCAGACUGGUCCUGCAGGUUCUCGUGGUCCAGCUGGCCCUCCUGGCAAGGCUGGUGAGGAUGGUCACCCUGGAAAACCUGGACGACCUGGUGAGAGAGGAGUGGUUGGACCACAGGGUGCUCGUGGUUUCCCUGGAACCCCUGGACUGCCUGGCUUCAAGGGCAUUCGAGGACACAAUGGUCUGGAUGGACUGAAGGGACAGCCUGGUGCUCCAGGUAUCAAGGGUGAGCCUGGUGCUCCUGGUGAAAAUGGAACUCCAGGUCAAACAGGAGCCCGUGGGCUUCCUGGUGAGAGAGGACGUGUCGGUGGUUCUGGUCCAGCUGGUGCCCGUGGAAGUGAUGGAAGUGUGGGUCCUGUGGGUCCUGCUGGUCCCAUUGGCUCUGCUGGCCCUCCAGGCUUCCCUGGUGCUCCUGGUCCCAAGGGUGAACUUGGACCUGUUGGUAACCCUGGUCCUUCUGGUCCUGCGGGCCCUCGUGGUGAAGUUGGUCUUCCAGGUGUUUCUGGUCCCGUUGGACCUCCUGGUAACCCUGGAGCCAAUGGUCUUGCUGGUGCUAAAGGUGCCGCUGGCCUGCCUGGUGUUGCUGGGGCACCUGGUCUCCCUGGACCCCGUGGGAUUCCUGGCCCUGUUGGUGCGGCUGGUGCCGCUGGUGCCAGAGGACUUGUUGGUGAGCCUGGUCCAGCUGGUUCCAAAGGAGAGAGCGGCAACAAGGGUGAACCUGGUUCUGCUGGUCCCCAAGGUCCUCCUGGGCCCAGUGGUGAAGAAGGAAAGAGAGGUUCCAAUGGUGAAGCGGGAUCCGCUGGCCCUGCAGGACCUCCUGGACUGAGGGGCAGUCCUGGUUCUCGUGGUCUCCCAGGAGCUGAUGGGAGAGCUGGUGUCAUGGGCCCUCCUGGUAACCGUGGUGCAAGUGGCCCUGCUGGUGUCCGAGGCCCCAGUGGAGAUUCUGGUCGCCCUGGGGAGCCUGGUCUCAUGGGACCCCGAGGUCUUCCUGGUUCCCCUGGAAAUACUGGCCCAGCUGGUAAAGAAGGUCUUGGAGGUCUCCCUGGUAUUGAUGGCAGGCCUGGCCCAACUGGUCCCGCUGGAGCAAGAGGAGAGCCUGGUAACAUUGGAUUCCCCGGACCCAAAGGCCCCACUGGUGAUCCUGGAAAAAGUGGUGAAAAAGGUCAUGCUGGUCUUGCUGGCCCUCGGGGUGCUCCAGGUCCUGAUGGAAACAAUGGUGCUCAGGGACCUCCUGGACAACAAGGUGUCCAAGGUGGAAAGGGUGAACAGGGUCCUGCUGGACCUCCUGGUUUCCAGGGUCUGCCUGGCCCAGCAGGAACAACUGGUGAAGUUGGCAAACCAGGAGAAAGAGGUCUGCAUGGUGAAUUUGGUCUCCCUGGUCCUGCUGGUCCAAGAGGAGAGCGUGGUCCUCCAGGCCAGAGUGGUGCUGCUGGUCCUACGGGUCCUAUUGGAAGCCGUGGUCCUUCUGGACCCCCAGGGCCCGAUGGAAACAAGGGUGAAGCUGGUGUAGUUGGUGCUCCAGGCACCGCUGGUGCAUCUGGACCUGGUGGACUCCCAGGAGAGAGGGGUGCUGCUGGCGUUCCUGGAGGAAAGGGAGAAAAGGGUGAAACUGGCCUCAGAGGUGAGAUUGGUAACACUGGGAGAGAUGGUGCUCGUGGUGCUCCUGGUGCUGUAGGUGCCCCGGGUCCUGCUGGAGCCACUGGUGACCGGGGUGAGGCUGGUGCUGCUGGUCCUGCUGGUCCUGCUGGCCCUCGUGGUAGCCCUGGUGAACGUGGUGAGGUUGGUCCUGCUGGCCCUAAUGGAUUUGCUGGUCCUGCUGGUGCUGCUGGUCAACCUGGUGCUAAAGGAGAGAGAGGAACCAAAGGUCCUAAGGGAGAAAAUGGUCCUGUUGGCCCCACUGGCCCCAUUGGAUCUGCUGGUCCAUCUGGUCCAAAUGGCCCCCCUGGUCCUGCUGGAAGUCGUGGUGAUGGUGGCCCCCCUGGUGUAACUGGUUUCCCUGGUGCAGCUGGACGGACGGGGCCUCCUGGACCUUCUGGUAUUACUGGCCCUCCUGGUCCCCCUGGUGCUGCUGGUAAAGAAGGUCUUCGUGGUCCUCGUGGUGACCAAGGUCCAGUUGGCCGAACUGGAGAAACAGGUGCAUCUGGUCCCCCUGGCUUUACUGGUGAGAAGGGUCCCUCUGGAGAGCCUGGUACUGCUGGUCCUCCUGGCAACCCAGGUCCUCAGGGUAUUCUCGGUGCUCCUGGUAUUCUGGGUCUCCCAGGCUCCAGAGGUGAACGUGGUCUGCCAGGUGUUGCAGGAUCACUGGGUGAACCUGGUCCUCUGGGCAUCGCAGGUCCCCCUGGUGCUCGUGGUCCCCCUGGUGCUGUGGGGAACCCUGGUGUCAAUGGUGCCCCCGGGGAAGCUGGUCGUGAUGGCAACCCUGGAAGUGAUGGUCCCCCAGGUCGUGAUGGUCUCCCUGGACACAAGGGAGAACGUGGUUACCCUGGCAACGCUGGUCCCGUAGGUGCUUUGGGUGCACCUGGUCCUCAUGGCUCCGUGGGUCCCUCUGGCAAGCAUGGAAACCGUGGUGAACCUGGUCCUGCUGGUUCUGUUGGUCCAGUUGGUGCUGUUGGUCCAAGAGGACCUAGUGGCUCACAAGGUCCUCGUGGUGAUAAGGGAGAACCUGGUGAAAAGGGGCCCAGAGGUCUUAGUGGCUUUAAGGGACACAAUGGAUUGCAGGGUCUUCCUGGUAAUGCGGGUCAACAUGGCGAUCAAGGUUCUCCUGGCACUGUGGGUCCCGCUGGGCCUAGGGGUCCUGCUGGUCCCUCUGGCCCUGCUGGCAAAGAUGGUCGCACUGGACAUCCUGGUGCAGUUGGGCCUGCUGGUGUCCGUGGAUCUCAGGGUAGCCAAGGCCCUAGUGGUCCUCCUGGUCCCCCUGGUCCUCCUGGACCACCUGGUAUAAGCGGUGGUGGUUAUGACUUUGGUUUUGAUGGAGACUUCUACAGGGCUGACCAGCCUCGCUCACCACCUUCUCUCAGACCCAAGGAUAUUGAAGUUGAUGCCACUCUGAAAUCUCUCAACAACCAGAUUGAGACCCUUCUUACUCCUGAAGGCUCUAAGAAGAACCCCGCUCGCACUUGCCGUGACUUGAGACUUAGCCAUCCAGAGUGGAGCAGCGGCUACUACUGGAUUGACCCCAACCAAGGAUGCACUAUGGAUGCUAUCAAAGUAUACUGUGAUUUCUCUACUGGUGAAACCUGCAUCCGGGCCCAACCAUCAAAUAUCCCAGCUAAGAACUGGUACAGGAACGCCAAGGCCCAGAAGCACGUCUGGUUAGGAGAAACUAUCAAUGGUGGUACCCAGAUUGAAUACAAUGAAGAAGGAGUGACCUCCAAAGAAAUGGCUACCCAACUUGCCUUCAUGCGUUUGUUGGCCAACCAUGCCUCUCAAAACAUCACCUACCACUGCAAGAACAGCAUUGCAUACAUGGAUGAGGAGACUGGCAACCUGAAAAAAGCCAUCAUUCUGCAAGGUUCCAAUGAUGUUGAACUUGUUGCCGAGGGCAACAGCAGGUUCACAUACACUGUUCUUGUGGAUGGCUGCUCCGUAAAAAGACAAAUGAAUGGGGAAAGACAAUCAUCGAAUACAAAACAAAUAAGCCAUCUCGUCUGCCCAUCCUUGAUAUUGCACUUUUCGACAUCGGUGGCGCUGACCAAGAAUUUGGUUUGGACUUUGGCCCAGUCUGUUUCAAAUAAAUGAACUCAAACUAAAUUAAACCAAAAAAGAAAUCUGGAAAAACUUUUUCUCUUUGCCAUUUCUUCUUUUUUUAACUGAAAGUUGAAUCCUUCCAUUCUUCUGCACAUCUACUUGCUUAAAUUGUGGGCAAAACGCGAAGCAGGAUUGAUCAGAGCAUUGUGCAAUAUGGUUUAAUAAACUCCCUCCUUUCUCCCUCUCCCCAAAAGAAUUGAAAAUUUUCAACACUCGUAACCUGUUUUGGAAAAUGUCAACCUUUGUAAGAAAACCAAAAUGAAAAUUAAAAACUCAAAUAAAAACCAUGAACAUUUGCACCACUUGUGGCUUUUGAAUAUCUUCCACAAAGGGAAAUUUUAAACCCAAACUUCCAAAGGUUUAAACUACCUCAAAACACUUUCCUAUGAGUGUGAUCCACAUCAUUAGGUGCUGACCUAGACAGAGAUGGACUGAGGUACUUGUUUGUUUUGUUCAUAAUGCAAAGGUGCUAAUAAAUAGUAUUUCAGAUACUUGAAGAAUGUUGAUGGUGCUAGAAGAAAUUGAGAAGAAACACUUCUCUGUAUUGAGUCUUAUUGUUGUUUUUAUUUUUCCCACUUGGUUUCACAUCAGUAUUUUCCAUCGUAUCUCCAAUUAAAAGCAUGUGGAUCAUUUGCCCAAUGUUGUCUUCUUCUUGAAAUUCAGCAUCUUUUUCUUUGCCAAUCUAAUUUUCAUCUUCUUCCAUGGUUCCAAACUAGCAAGAAAAAAAAAAAAUUGUACCUAUUUUGUAUAUGUGAGAUGUUUAAAUAAAUUGUGGAAAAAAAUGAAAUAAAGCAUGUCUGGUUUUCCAAAA
Chrysochloris asiatica (Cape golden mole) is the source of this 5395-nucleotide messenger RNA. RefSeq names its product collagen alpha-2(I) chain-like. NCBI's taxonomy places the organism in Eukaryota, Metazoa, Chordata, Mammalia, Afrosoricida, Chrysochloridae. Bases 469 to 4575 code for a protein of 1368 amino acids. The transcript is spliced from 52 exons. Gene Ontology annotation, molecular function: extracellular matrix structural constituent. The record is from RefSeq and is a predicted model, not a curated record.